This is a messenger RNA of Nerophis lumbriciformis (worm pipefish), 1017 nucleotides long. The record is from RefSeq and is a predicted model, not a curated record. Lineage: Eukaryota; Metazoa; Chordata; Actinopteri; Syngnathiformes; Syngnathidae.
AUGGCGCUCGUGUCAGAGUUCCUGGGUCAGCUGACGCUGGCGUACGGCGAGGAGCCCGAGCCGAUGUAUCCCACUGUGACGGCCGUCCGAGACUUUGACCCGAUCGGCGACGCCGCACGACUGGAUGCAGCACUCAGGACCAAAGGUGUGGACGAGCAAAGUGUCAUCGACAUUCUGACGCGAAGGUCCUUCGAGCAGCGGCGAGAGAUCGCCUUCGAGUAUGAACGCCUCGCCAAGAAGGACCUCCAGACAGCAAUGAAGGGGGCGCUGUCAGGAUCUUUGGAAGCAUUGAUGCUGGGACUGAUGAAAAGCCCUACCCACUACAGCGCCCUGGAGCUCAAAGCUGCUGUCAAGGGUCUGGGAACCGACGAGGAGACGCUGAUCGAGAUCGUCUGUUCCCGAAACCGCCAAGAAAUGAAUGACAUCCAAAAAGUCUACCGAGAACUGUUUAAGAAAGAGCUGGAGAAAGACAUAGCAGGAGACACGUCGGGAGAUUUCGCAAAGCUGCUGCUCGCUCUCGUCCAGACCGAACGAGACCGACCUUCCAACGUGGUGGACUACGAGAAGAUUAACCACGACGCCAAAAGCCUCUACGAUGCUGGCGUCAACCGCAAAGGAACCGACGUGGACGUGUGGAUCUCCAUCCUGACACAAAGGAGCGCCGCCCACCUACAGAGAGUUUUUGACCGCUACAACAGCUAUAGUCCAUACGACCUGAAGGAGAGCAUCCGAAAGGAGGUCAAAGGCGACCUGGAAAAGUCUUUCCUGACUCUUGUGGAGUGUUUAGAAAACAAGCAGGCGUACUUCGCCGACAGACUCAAUGAGGCCAUGAAGGGCAAAAGCGCCAAGGAGAAAGUCCUUACUCGUAUCCUAGUGUCUCGAUGCCAAGUGGACCUGAUGAAGAUCAGACGGGAGUUCAAGAAGCGACACGGCCGCUCGCUCUACCGCGCCAUCAGUGAGCACACCAAGGGCGACUACCAGAAGGCAUUGCUCAGUUUGUGCGGAGGUGACGACUGA